AUGAAACGUCGCGAGCUGUAAAACAUAGCUAUGGCAUAAAAAUGAAAUCCACUAUAAUUUACAUAAUCCUUCUUAAUCGGGUUAUGUCGCAGAUUGUUAUUAAUUCAGUGAAUCAGAUAAACGCUUCAGGAGGCGUGACCGAAUCGAAUUUUUCUUUGCCGCAAACGGUGACGAGUUCGGAAACGACUCUAGCGGUGUCGACCGGAUACAAUCUUAAUGCCACUCCGCCCAACGUCCCCGACGAGACGUUGGAAGCACGACGAGAAAAUUACCGAGCAAUCUCACCAAUUUACCCGGUUGAAAAAACGAAUUCCGAUGAAAAAAGUGAUGAAGAAACGUUCAAAUUGCUUUCAUCUCACGAAGGAAAUUCUUCGGAGAGCGGGGUUAAUGAAAAAGCAAAUGAUGAUAUAAAUAAUACAUCGGCGUCACAACUUGUUUGGGACAAUUGUUACGAAACCUCGUAUAGAGGUAACCACCAAGUGAAUGCAAAAGUUCACUACGACAUGGAAAACGCGCAUCGACUCGAGAUUGACAAUGGUGGGAUGUUGAAAAACAGGGAGUUUCUAGAAAAUAACAGUUCACUCGCAGUUAGGAAUUGGCUGGAGAAAUAUAACAACUUGAAGAAUUCAAUUACGGCGCGUAAGUCUACCACGGAGAUAUCUCCUAAUACAAUACCAUCCAAGGAUUAUUUCGACGAGGCUCCAAUGGAUAUCGGCAUGAUCCAAGCGAAUACCGUACAAAUAUUGCCAAUAACGAAAGAAAUUGUUAGAGAUUACGAGUUCUCGGAACCAUAUAACGUGACUGUUGAUGUACUUGUAACAGAAAAUAACAUCAAAGCGAGUUACAACGACGAUUGGUUCGAAGAGCAGGAUAGGACGAAAAUAAAAUUUAGUAGUAUGCCGCAGACACAAACCUAUUUGAUACCGAAAUUCAAACUUGAAGAGGGAUUUCACCCUUUUAGUUUUAUGUCGCAGUUUUUUUCGAAGAUAUAUCCUUUCGAUUUUCCCGUCGGUCUUAUCAAGGAUAUUGUGUGGGGAAAAUUUACAUUUCCAUAUUCAUUUUUACAGUCCAUCAAGAUGGAGUCUACGUUCUUAGCAUUUAUCAUAGCGUUUGCCUGUUUUGCCUUGGUGAUACCAAUCUACCUCCUUAUUUUGGGCGUACUGGCUUUGCUGCCAGGUUCAAACCACGAUGAUGAGUUAGAGACCGGAGCCUUGUUCCCUGAUGCUGAACCGGAUUGCAACGACAAAAGCGUUGUGAUUGUGACGUUCCUUGUUGUUCUGUUGUGUGGGUCACUAAUAUCAGGAAUGGUGCUAAGUAACGAACAGUCACGUAUGGCGGCGGAAGACAGCCGCGACGUGGUUAGUUGCGCCUGCGCAGAUAUCGCAGCCUGGCUUUCUGCUGCAGCGCGAGAGUUGCAUCAGGGGCUUGUACCUCCAAUUGACAUGGUCUUAUAUGCUUACAAGAAUGACUUGAAGAACGUCGACACUCUUUUGGGAGAUCCGAUUCAACAAUCAAUUGCUUCGGAAAGCGGAAUCGAUUUCGUUCUGGAUUCAUUAAUGGAUAUUGUAAUCGAGAGUAAGGAGCUGUCAUCAAAGAUAACAUCACUACGCAACUACACGAUGAAGGCGAGAAGUUUAGCUUCUGUUGCGUCAGACAGGAUUCAGGAACUACGGCGACAGAUCGACAACUUGAAGAAGCUUUGUAACACCAAGGACGCACCGCUAUGUGACACUAUCAAUACAAAUACUCUGAAGUUGCAAAUGCAAUUCGAUUCAAUUCUUCAUGAACGUCAACUAUUGGAACUGCGGGCUAUGGGCGUGGAGAACUUGACACAAGCGAUAUCACAAGCGAGGCAGGAGUUCCAAACCUUACCUUCCGCAAUUCUCGAGCAGACAGAAUCUGUUAGAGAAGAUGUCAUCCGUGACAUAGAAGUUCGUCGUCAAAUGGUGCACAACUCGGCACGAGUGCUGAAGAAUAUAGUACGUCAUUUGACAUCAGGAUUGCGCAGUCUGGCUCAUAAGCUGGAAGGAGGGCUCGAAAGACUGGAGAAAUAUGACUAUUGGCGGUGGAUACUAAUGCUUGCCUGCACGAUAGCCUUCGCCUGUAUAAUGCUGCUCAUAUUCCUUGCUCUGCUCUGUGGCUGUGGAAAUGCCAAAAUUCACGCAAAACGGACAUUACAAGUAUCAUCCCUAUGGUUAUGCCUGGUCUCUCUGAUUUUAUGGUGUGUGAUAUCCGCCACCUUCCUCAUCGCGGGACAUGCCGAGGUAUUUAUAUGUCACGCGUUGUGGGACUCACCGCAGUACAGCACUCUGUCGUCUCUCUUGGACCGGCCCUCACCUCUUUUACAACACAACGAGGGAAUUUUCGAUGUGUUACUACGUGAACUAGAAAAUGUCACCAUUGAAGUUUCCGUCAGAGAUGUUUUGAGGGAUUGCGAGAAAAAUCGUCCGGCCUACGUAGUCUUCCAACUGGACAAGAUGUUGGACGUCAAUAAGGAGACGUCGUACUUCGAAUGGGAGGAACUCCAGGCGGACCUUGACCGGCUGUCAUCGGCCAUCGAUGUGGGCUUUCUCAAAACUAUAUCGUUUAAUUUUAACCGGCUAUUGCACGAUAUACUUGAUAUAUCGGAUGUUAAUAUGACCAAAUAUAGGUUAGAAUACGAUGGUCCAGUGGUAGGGAAAGACCUGCCAUCGCUGAUAGACCAAUUGGAAAACGUCGCAGCACAGGUGACUGACCUCUCUACUGCGGGAAGAUUGGAAACUCUAGCUUCAAGAACCCAAAAAUUACACUCGGCGAACAUAAAACCACUGGAACAGCUGCGAGCGAAUCUAGUCUUUAGGCUGACAGAAUUAGAACUACAGUUGAUUCCAUUUCGAAGGAAAUUGAACAUUUCCCUCAGCCACAUUCAUACAGCGCAGUUUUAUAUCAACAACCAAGGGCAAAUUAUUGCGCAGAAGAAAGUGUCGACAUUUGUGUCCCGGCUGGUGUCGCACACGGCCGGUUGGCGGACACACGUGCUGACCUCUGCCGGAAAACACGCGGGAAAGUGUCGGCCGCUUUUCACUGUGUACUCGGCGAUAAGGUCAUUAUUAUGUACUAAAUACGUCGCUUCAUUGCACGGUUGGUGGUUUUGCGGCGUCCUCUUAGGUAUAUUCUGGUUCACCGCUCUAACACCGCUCUGUGUAAAAUUGUGGCGAUCGUUUGGCAAAAAGAUUAGAGCAUUAGAAACUUUAAACCUCACAAGCUUAAGCAGUCAGCAAGGCACACCAGCUACGGCGGUUUGUGAAGACUGGAGUGCCCCUCCAGGUCCACCACCUCCAAGAAAUGAUAGCUGGUGAAGAUUGAUCCUCUGAAAUCCUUCUUUAUGUUUCUUCUGUCGUUCCGAUACAGCACAAAAUUUAUUAUCACUUCUAUCAAGAACUUUUUAUGGUUUUGCUCGCGAUUUACACUGGCUUUUGUUUCUUUAUAUCUUUGCGUAUGUCUUUUGAAUAAAGUUUUCUUGUUCUUGAA
Pieris brassicae (large cabbage white) is the source of this 3510-nucleotide messenger RNA. It is a transcript of the gene prom, whose product is annotated as prominin-1-A. Lineage: Eukaryota; Metazoa; Arthropoda; Insecta; Lepidoptera; Pieridae. The transcript is spliced from 18 exons. The record is from RefSeq and is a predicted model, not a curated record. Gene Ontology annotation, cellular component: membrane. The coding region runs from base 42 to 3338 and encodes 1098 amino acids.